AGGUCGGUUCGCGGGGGCAGCAGCUUCAGAAGAGAAGCCCAGACUUCCCUCUUCCCAGCCACUUCAUCCAGCUUUUUUGGAGGAUCCCAAGGUGUUCCCAGGCCAGCCAGGGGACAUAGUCUCCCCAGCGUGUCCUGGGUUGGCCUCCUCCCAGUGGGACAUGCCUGGAACAUCUCACCAGGGAGGCCCCCACGAGGCAUCCUAAUCAGAAUCUCAUCUGCCUCCGCUCGAUGCUGAUAAACAACUCUGAGGCCCUCCCGGAUGGCCGAGCUUCUCAUCUAAUCUCUAAGGGAGAGCCUGGACACCAUAUGAAGGAAAAUCAGUUUGGUCACUUAUAUCCGGGAUCUUGAACGUAUAUCGUCUGGUAAAUUUGAUGCCAUGAAAAUAGUAUGUCAUGCGACGAUACGACAAUAAAACAAGAAUGUAGACAUGAAAAUGAAAAAUAGGAGCAGUUAGUUCUCUUAAAUAUUAACUUGCUUGCUUAGCUAUAUGGAUUUAUAAUUGAGAAAAAAAAGAUUUUUUUUUUAUUAACUUUCGAAGGGUUUAGUGAAUGCACAUGAAAAACUAGUGGGGCUCGGUAACUUUAGCAAGGUUAAGAACCACUGCAUUGGCUAUUCUGUGAUAAACCUUUAUUUAAACCUCAAAAAAUCAUUUUGAGAUUGUUAUUUUGAUAUGUACACUAAAAAUAAAACUAUUUUCACGUAAAAUGGUUUGUGACCACUUAAAUACAAAUAUCAACACAAACGUACAUAAGAAAAUCGAGAGAGGGGAGGAAACCUCAGGAAGGCUCGACGAAGAGGUUGACGUCACUGACAAUAUGCGCAUGCGCGUUUUCCGAUCCCGCCCCCUUUCUCUCAGUUCAUCUGCCGCGCAAGUGCCAGCUCGCAAUGGCGGCUCUUUUGGAAUCGCUGCUGGAAAGAAAAGUGGACCUCUGCAAGGUCUUGGACUGGUUGAGGAACGUCCAGCAGGAUAGCGACACCUUUGCAUUUAGUGACCCAGUGUUGACAAUCCAUAAGCAAGAAUUCAUUCCAUUUCUGCUGAACUUCCUACGAGAUCAGAGUAGUCAGGCUCUUACCCACGGCCCCACCACCCCUGCCAAGACACCCAACCGGCCCAGGCCUCCUGCUACGUCACAGGGCUUCUCCGAAAAGAGGACCUGCAGGUCUUUGGGUGGCAACUCGCACAGCGCAAGCCGGGUACAGCUGUUCUCUCCAACGCCGUCCCCGGGGACCGAGUCAGGUCCGAGUCACGUCAGCAGCCCGUCCUUGUCCACGUCAUGGAGCCCAGCGUCCAGGCCAUCAGGCUCGGAGCGGAGACCGAGUCAGAGGAUCAGUCUUGGGGACUUCGUGCUGUCUUCUCCGGAGCUCCAGAAAGGCCGCAGGAGGAGCGGGAAUGGCCCCGGCAGGCACGUGGGAGGAGCGCGAACGGCACAUCACACUGAUGACAAUGUGAGGAGAACCAGCAAAACAGCUGGCAAUGAGCAGGUUUCUCCUCCAUCUGUGGGUCAACUAAAUUUUAACAACUUGGAAGAUUUCCCACCAGUCGGAUUGUCUCCUGUUACCCCCACGGAAAGCAAACCAUCCAGAAGAAUAAAUCCGACACCAGUAAGCGCCCAGCGGUCGCACUCCAAGCCUAAGACAUGCUUCACUUCCACACCAUUCAGCAAAUCGCCCAGCCCGCUGGCAACUGGGCCCGAGAGGCCCAAUGGGUGGGUGAUGGCGGUUAGCCCCCACAGCCUGAUGGAGGAGAGGGAGCUUCUCAAGAGAGAAAAGUGUAAAAGAGCCCAACAGACCUGCUCUCCUCCACCAGCCUCAGAGGAGCCGUGCACGCCAACGAAGUCUGGCACCCUAGUCGGAAGCAAGGUGACGCCUGAUCAGCAAACGCCAUGUCCUGAACCGUCCAAAGUCACCCUGGCCUCAGACCUGGACUUGCUGGCGGAAUUGUACUGCACUUGCAUUUCAGAAAAUCUGUUGCCAAACGUUUUUUUGGAGCUCUUCUUUGUGAUGCAGCUGCUCACGUCUCGAUCUCCUCACACUCCUGACGAGGAUGAUGAGGAACAUAGCAAAUGUGCGCUCAACUCUGAUGUGCUGGAGCGACGCUACCUGAGACAAGUGCACAACUGUGUGUAUUUUGCAGUCAAAGUGCUGGAGAAUCAAUAUCAGUUAUUGACUCAUCUGGAUAAAUGCACGUUGCGUCUCCUGGCCGAGAAUGAAAGAGUGGCUUCGUUCUCAUCGCACCUUAAAGAUCGUUUGAGUCAGGCCCAGGACAGAAGUACAGCCAAGCUGUCGCCCUCUGUUUCCGCAUUCGUUCACUCGGUGUCUUUCCAGCCUGCCACCGACAAUCGAUCUAACUUCAGCAGUGACAAGGCUUUCCACACCUUUAAAAAGCAAAGGGACGUUUUUUACGAGGUGCUGCGAGAAUGGGAGGACUGUCACAAGGAGCCCAGCUGGAUUUUCGAUGUUGCGCUCGGAAGUCGUAUAAGAGGAAUGAUGAAUCAGCUGACCGCUGCUGGAAACCACUCACACUUUGCUCGUCUCUUCUUGAAGCAGCUGGUUCAGAUGUGCAAAGGACAUCGUAUGAACAGCUCAAAUGGCGACAACCCUGACGCCGACCUGCUCGGCAUUCUGGGAGCCGACAGCCUGGGCCGGCUGAAGCGCCUGGAGGAGCGUCUCAUUCGGCCGCACGGCGUCGGCGGCCCGUGCCCGCCGCCAUCCUUUCCUGGCCACCAGGAGUUCUUCCGGGACUUUCUGCAGGCGGCCAGUUGCUGUCAGCUCAACCAGCAUUUACAGGACAGCUUGUGCCAGCAGAUCCUUCAACUAGAUGAAGUCGCCAUCCUGAGUCCACCCGCUCCCAUCGCCGAACAAGAGGAGGAGGGCGAAGAGGCAGUGGGCGACGGGGACAUGGAGCAGCAGGAUGAAAAACAGCGCUUUGCUUCGGUGAUUCUCCUUGCUCGUCUCCUGGCCAAGUUCUUGGGGUUCAUCUCCUUCCUGCCUUACCAGAUGUCCGAGAAGCCGCCUAAAGAAAUCCAAGAGGCGGCGGUCGCCCUGCGGAGCAAGAGUGUGCCAGUGUUGGAUGUGUGCAGCGUGCUGAAGAAGUGCAUGAGUCGCAGGCGCGCCAUCUUAACUGUGCCCUGGCUGGUGGAGUUUCUUUCCAUGCUAGACUUUACUGGGCCACUGCUGUUCUGCUACAGGGUGGUUCUCGGCACGCUGUGUCUCCUCUACAGGAAAAUGCUUCUGGGCAGAUGUGACGAGAUGCCUUACCUGAACAAACUUUUAAUUGUGUCAGUACUAGGAUGGCUCUUCCAGAUCCCGGUGAUCCCUGAAGAGGUGUUCUUUACCAGUGACUUCACUGAGGUAGCUGAACUGGAGGAUAGCAACGUUAAUGCAUCAGGACUCGACUGCAUCCCUCUGGUGGACCAACAGCUCCUCUACACAUGCUGUCCAUUUCUCGGCGAGUUCCGCAAGCUACUAGCCGCCUUUGUGUCAGGAAGCAGCAGCAAGAGCGGCGGCGUGGUCCGCAAGAUCACUCCGACGUCGGCAGAGCCACGAGACGCGACAGGCGGUGGAACGCGUUCGCAGCAGAAGCUGCAAGUGGACCUGGAGCAGGCUUUCUUUCACAACCAGCCACCGUCUCUGCGCCGCACGGUGGAGUUUGUGGCCGAGCGGAUUGGCUCCAAUGCUGUCAAGCACAUGAAGGCAACGUUAGUGAGCGAGUUGGUGGAAAAAGGGGAGAAGAUGCUCAGAGAAGGAUUGGAGUCACCUAAAGCCAAUGUGUCCAAACUGAAUGAGUCCAUCUGCGCUCAGCUGUGUGAGGCAGGAUUGGAUGCCAUGAGUAAAGCAACCAGAUUCUGCUGUGAAAAAAGUCCAGAAGCCAUACGCAUUUUGCUUCCCCAUGAGACUUCCCCUGCUGUUCUUGCCACAUCAGAAAACAUCACCAUCCACCUGGCCACGGAAAAAGCCUGCAGCUGGCUUUCAGCUAACAUAACGACACUCAUCCGGCGAGAAUGGAAGAGCAGGUACGAGCGCGUGACCAAGACCUUGACCGCCGACUCCACCGACGAGCCGGGCCCGCCACUUACGCCCAAGAGGAAGCAAGGGGGUGCCAGAUUGAUGUCCUGUCUGCCCUGCUGCACCCAUAGCGCCUCACUGCCCUCCGAUGUCCUCAUCGACAUCAAGGACUUGCUGAGUGUGGCCGCCGGACCCAGGACGGAUGACGAGCUGCCAAGCGGUUUUCAGUUACAAACGUUGUUCCGUAGAGCGGGCGACACACUGGUCUGCAAAAAGUUCUUGACAGCUGUGUCAGAGCAGAUGCUGCUCAAUGCUACUGUCCUGCUGGCAUGCAAGCUGGUGUCUGCAGAGCUGCCUUUAGCUCCUACGUCAGGUGGUGAGGAGUCUGAGCCUUCUGUCAUAGCACUUCUGGAGCAGCUGGGGGAACUUUGGGAGCGUGACAACAUUUGCUGUGCCCCCCUCCACCUUCUCUUCAGCCCGCUAACCAUCACUGCCGUGCUCAAGGCUGGAGACAAUGAACGGAAUAACUACAUGCAUCUGGUGAGGAGGCUGGUGGAUGGAGGCCUCUUGUCCGAAGAGGAACUCGUAUCUCACUGGACUAAACUGACAAAGCAGACUGUGCCGGAUGCACUUCAGGAGCUGAUGGAGAAGUUUGGACACAACAACAUUUCUUCACUUCACAGUCAAAUGGAGCUGCUGCAGCUUUCUAAACGGACUGUAGAGGGCGCCACAUGACCAUGUUCUGGAAAGGAAAGCCUAAAUAUUUAUACAUAUGAAAAUAAUUUUAUCAAUGUAGCACUUUGAUUUGUGAGUCCUAAUGUAAAUGUGACACUGAUCUGUUCAUCGUCUCUCGUUUUGAUAAUGCUGCUUUUAAAAAAAAGAAUAUUUUAUACUAUACUGACCUUAUUAAAAUAAAGAGAAAUGCUGGUAAUAUUUCAGUCCAUUUUCAUCAUUGUAUUUUUGUAGGAAAGGAGAUUUUAUGUGAAAAAAAAACAGUAUUUCUCAGACACACAAUUACGGA
Messenger RNA from Corythoichthys intestinalis (scribbled pipefish), 5028 nucleotides. RefSeq names its product codanin 1 (gene cdan1). The record is from RefSeq and is a predicted model, not a curated record. Bases 888 to 4742 code for a protein of 1284 amino acids. The transcript is spliced from 27 exons. NCBI's taxonomy places the organism in Eukaryota, Metazoa, Chordata, Actinopteri, Syngnathiformes, Syngnathidae. Gene Ontology annotation, cellular component: nucleus. Gene Ontology annotation, biological process: chromatin organization.